Emiliania huxleyi CCMP1516 is the source of this 561-nucleotide messenger RNA. RefSeq lists its product as hypothetical. Lineage: Eukaryota; Haptophyta; Isochrysidales; Noelaerhabdaceae. Gene Ontology annotation, molecular function: 3'-5'-RNA exonuclease activity; nucleic acid binding. The transcript has a single exon. The annotation marks the transcript as partial. Gene Ontology annotation, biological process: exonucleolytic trimming to generate mature 3'-end of 5.8S rRNA from tricistronic rRNA transcript (SSU-rRNA, 5.8S rRNA, LSU-rRNA). The record is from RefSeq and is a predicted model, not a curated record.
UUUGAGUGGCUGCUGGUGCUGGACGUGGAGGCGACCUGCGACGCGCGCGGCCGCCCGUGGGAGCACGAGAUCAUCGAGUUCCCUGUGGUGGCGCUCAACCUGCGCACGCUGCAGGUCGAGCACGAGUUCCACUCCUUUGUGCGCCCGACAGCCAACCAGACUCUCACGCCGUUUUGCCGCAAGCUCACCGGAAUCACGCAGGAGCAGGUCGAUGCGGCGCCGCCGCUAGAUGCGGUGCUGCGCGAGUUCGACGGCUGGCUGCGCGAGCGCGGCCUCGUCAACACGGCCGAGGCGCGCAGCUUCGCCUUCGGCACGGACGGGCACUUUGACUGCCAGUUCUUUGUCGACGGCGAGUGCUCGCGCAAGGGCAUCCCAAAGGCGGAGUACUUUGACAAGUGGGUCAACCUCAAGCAGCUGUUUGCCGACCACUACAAGGUGCGCCGCUGCAAGAUCGCCAAGAUGCUCGAGCGGCAAGGCAUGCGCUUCGAGGGCCGGCUGCACUCUGGCAUCGACGACUCGCGCAACAUUGCCCGGAUCGCGGCGCAGCUGGUUCGGGACGGU